This is a messenger RNA of Sebastes umbrosus (honeycomb rockfish), 1295 nucleotides long. Its product is annotated as P2Y purinoceptor 14-like. Gene Ontology annotation, molecular function: G protein-coupled purinergic nucleotide receptor activity. Gene Ontology annotation, biological process: G protein-coupled receptor signaling pathway. The transcript has 2 exons. The record is from RefSeq and is a predicted model, not a curated record. Gene Ontology annotation, cellular component: membrane. NCBI's taxonomy places the organism in Eukaryota, Metazoa, Chordata, Actinopteri, Perciformes, Sebastidae. Bases 45 to 938 code for a protein of 297 amino acids.
GUGUUACCCAAAUCCUCUGUUCAGCUCAAAAUGCUUUUGACUAAAUGUUACAGAUUGUAAAUCUCUCCAUCCUCACCCUGUUUUCUCUCCAGGUGGGUCUCCUCCUCAACGGCUUCGUCAUGAAGUUUUACUUCUGCCGAGCUCAGCAGAAGGCGUCCAGCAGCAUUAUGAUCUACCUGAAGAACUUGGCGGUCGCCGACUUCCUGCUCUGUCUCUCUCUCCCCAUCCGCAUCGCUCGCUAUGCCAACAGCUCCAUCACCAUCCGCUUACUCAACUGCAACUUUGGCGCUGUCGUCCUCUUCCUCAACAUGUACUCCAGCAUCAUGUUCAUGGGCUACAUCGCUGCUAACAGGUAUCUGAAGAUCGUCCAACCUUCAGGAACUCACAUCCUGCAGACGGUGCGAGCAGCUCACAUCAUCUCCACGGUAACCUGGGUUUUACUCCUGUCUGUGACGAGCGUCUUCGUCAUUAUGUCGUUCCACAAACAGGAACCUUUCACCUCUGUCUCAGUGAGCUGUGAAAGCUUGCAGAGUGGCCAGGUCACCUUGCUCCAGAAGAUCAUAAACACCUGCUCCACAGCCACAUUCCUGUUUUUCCUGGUCUUCCUGGUCUUCUUCUACUACAGCACCUCCCGCCGGGUGUCGUUGGCGCAGCAGAGGCAGCCGGCGUCCUCCAGCUCCACAAAGCUUGCAAAGUCCCGCAGAAACAUGCUAGUGCUGGUCAGUGUCUUCUGCUUUUGCUUCGUCCCCUACCACCUGAUUCGCCUCCCCAGAGCUUUCCUGUCCAGUUAUUGUUCAUGGAGCAACUUUCUCUACUACGUGAUGGAGGUCACCAUCCUAAUGUCAGUCCUCAACGUCUGCCUGGACCCGCUCAUCUACUUCAUCCUCAGCAAGAGCUUCAGGACCCAAUUUAGGCUGGGAGUGAUGUCCGGAAACUGAUAAUUACUGUUCAUAACAUUUUAACUGCCAAUAAUGUAGUAAACAAAAUGUAAUUAUAACAGAUUACUUGAUAAUUGCAAAUGAUAUAAUAGGAAAUUAAAACAGAAUAUAAUGUAAACACCACAAAGGCCAUGUCAAGAUGGUAACUCUCGAUUUGUGAAACUCUGGCGAGAUGGUUAAGGUCAGGCUUUGACCUUGAAUGGUUAAAGGGAUAGUUCGGGUGUUUUGAAUUGGGGUUGUAUGAGGUACUUAUCCAUAAUCAGUGUAUUACCUACUGUAGAGGACGGUCGUGCUGGCUUGUGUGUGCUGGCUUUUCAAACGUCCAUUUAUGUCCAUCGCUCACUUUAUGCUCCUCUG